Molecule: messenger RNA, 1747 nt
Organism: Podarcis muralis (Common wall lizard)
Lineage: Eukaryota; Metazoa; Chordata; Lepidosauria; Squamata; Lacertidae
Source: RefSeq, a predicted model, not a curated record
UCACUUCACCAUAAGAUAUAAAGGAGUGACCGGUAUCUAUGCCUUGAAUUUUGGUUAGUAACCAUUUAUUGCCAAUUACUACUUUAUUUUUUGUAGAGAACUUUCAUAUAAGUGGAGUCCCAAGCAGAUAGGAGGACAUCUUAUGCUGAAAGGGCUGACUUGCUUGAUAGCAAUGCCUUUUUAUUCUGCAAGUCUGAUUGAAACAGUACAGAGCGAAAUCAUUCGGGAUAAUCCUGGGAUUUUGGAUUGUCUGAAAGAGGGCAUAGGCAGAGCAAUGGGCUUUGGAGUGCCCCAUAGCAAGCGGCUCCUCCCUCUCCUGGCCUUGGCCUUUCCAACUGUUCUACACGGAGUUCUUCAUUAUGUGAUCAGUUCCAUUGUUCAAAAGUUAGUCCUGCUCCUCCUCAAGAAAGAGAACUCCCCCAGCCUUCCAGCUGAGAACUCGAGUUCUGUGCAAAGCAUGCUGGAUUCUUAUUUCCCGGAACUUAUUGCCAGCUUUGCUGCCAGCCUUUGCGCUGAUGUGAUGCUCUACCCUCUGGAGACAGUUUUGCACCGUCUUCAUAUCCAAGGGACUCGCACCAUCAUUGACAAUACGGACCUGGGAUACGAAGUCCUCCCCAUCAAUACCCAGUACGAAGGAAUGAGAGACUGUAUCAAUACCAUAAAGCGCGAAGAAGGAAUAUUGGGGUUUUACAAAGGGUUUGGGGCUGUAGUUGUACAGUACACCUUGCACGUUGCUGUUCUGCAGUUCACUAAAAUUCUUUACUCGGCGCUGCUCCAGAAUGUUUCUUAGAAGGUGAUGGGUGUGGCCAUUCAAAAGUCCACGUAUUCAGGCAGUAGGUCAGCAAGUGAAAGCUGCGAGUUUAGAAUCUACAGUAAUGGUUUUCUCCUUGCCAGCCACCUAGAAUGUUCCUGUGUAAAUAGAUGUGCGUUGUCCCAGGCCCUUUAUGAAAUACUUAAUCAGAGAGAGAGAGAGAGAGAGAGAUAAAUGAAGCAUGGAAGUCUAUACAGGCCAGGGCUUUUCAAUAUUGAAAUGUAAAUAAACUAUUGCAACAUCUUUUGUAAAUCUGUAUCUGCUGUGUAGAGUGUGAUUUUCCGAUUGCUGAUAAAUCCUGCACAAACUCAAUUUGAAAUGAAAGAUAGCUGUGAUCUUGUUCUUAAAGUCUUGUCACUUCUCAAAGGGACUUGCACUGAGGACUGUGUGCCUUUGCUUCUGUCCGUAGAAUUAUUUUGACUACAUUUGAAUGCUCUCAAAAACCAAUGAACUUUGACAACUCUGUUGAAGGGUUUGCCAUAUAACUGCUGUAACAAGGAUUAAAAUUGCUAUGGUUACGAAUGUGAAUGUAGAAGUGGUUGCUAUUCCAUUUUUUUCUACAUCGUAUUCUUCUUGAUUUACAAAUGUGACAAAGAGGCUAAUGGUAAUGAAAAGUGUGAAGAAUCUAAAAUAUUAUAAGCAGUUUAUAAAUACAUUGCCUGACCACUACUAGGCAAACACCAUAAGAACACUUGAAAACAAAUUCCAUGGAAGUCUGAUGGAUUUUAUUUUAAAUAAAUGUGUUCUAAAUAAGAUAUGUCUUAUCCCAAGAUAUGUUUUAUUAUUAUUUUCUAUGUUAGCACAAUCAUGGCCCUAAUUAGAUCAUGUUUUCAAAUACCGGUCAAAAGUAUUUUAUAUUUUAUUUUAUUGCUAUGGCUAGUAAUAAUAAAUAAAGAUUAUUCUGAUUCUAGUAUAAUAAAAAAGCUUGCCUUUUAA